This is a messenger RNA of Pyricularia grisea, 1569 nucleotides long. RefSeq lists its product as uncharacterized. The coding region runs from base 1 to 1569 and encodes 522 amino acids. NCBI's taxonomy places the organism in Eukaryota, Fungi, Ascomycota, Sordariomycetes, Magnaporthales, Pyriculariaceae. The record is from RefSeq and is a predicted model, not a curated record. The transcript has a single exon.
AUGAGGCAGUUGACGUUCAUAUCAGCCCUCGCUGCCGUAGCAAGCUGCUACAAGACGCAUCUGGAUACAGCCUCACGGCUUCAUUCCCGAGCAGUUGAUUCGGAAACUUCAACAGAAACAGCCGCUUCACUCACCAUUGACAUUGUAACCGACACCGUGACGCAGUUGGAUCCGUGGCCCACCAACCUAGAAUCUCUCGGAUCGCCCUUGGACGUCAUCACCGUGACCAUCACUCCAACCGACGCCAUCACAACCAUCACCGCCUCCCCCACUCCCGUCGUAGACACCAACGCCGCCCUGAUCAGCGCCCAGAAUGACUACAUCGCCAGGCACCAGGACGACGGCUGGAAGAUCGCCGUCAUCGUCGUCUGCACCGUCGGCGUCUUCAUCAUGCUCACCCUCUUCAUCGUCGCGACGAGGAACCAUCACAAACCUGGCAGAAACGGGAAUAGCAGCGGCGACGAGGAAUGCAGCAGGGCAACAUUCUCCUUUGGCGGUCGCCGCAGCAACAAGAACGGAGAUGAUUCCACCAGCCGGGCCCUGACGCCGUUCCAGCGCCGCCGCCACCCCGGACAGGUCGCAGAGGACCACAAGGGUUGGGAGCUCAAGAACCUCUGGUCCGCAAAGAGCAGCAGCGACCCCAGCUCGGGCGUCAUUCUCGACCUGCCUCCUCUGGCGGUGCGGCGCACACGCGGCACCACCGUCCUGUCCGACACCGACACCAUCUCCCCGCUCAACCCUAAGCAGCAGCAUCGCGGCAUCCAAGCCUCGACCACCGCCUCGACCGACGCGACGGUCGUGCCCUCGGGCACGCAGACCACCAUCAUGGCGGCCUCCGAGGACGAGGACGACAGCUGCACAUUCCGCGGCGCGAGCAGCAGCCCUGCGUCGGCGGCCAAGCCGGCGGGGAUGUCGACGCUGGCCCAUGACAACUUCAAAGACUUUGUGUUCCGGGGCGCGACGAUGGCUACCGCAGACGCGGCCGAGGACACCAAGCAAAACAAUGACGCCUCCAUCCUGGCCGACGAGAGCCUGUACAACGAGCAGGGCUUCUACAUCUCGCCGCGCAACCCGCGCACCCAACCCGCGCCGUCGUACCAGGCGCGCAACCCGGCCCGCGUCUCCCCCAGCAGCGGCGGCGUCAAGCGGCCCGGCGCGGCUGCUGGAGAAUUUGUCUUCUCCAAUGACGAGCUGGAGCAGAUCCCGGAGCCACCGGCCGCCAAGAGAGCUCGACGGUCAAACGAGGAGCAUGCCCAGGGCAGUACGGAUCUGCCGCAGGCCCGAAGCCAAAGAAAUUCGACGCAGCAGCAGCAGGCCGGGAACAAGAGCAGUAUUGACGUUGAUCGAGCCAGCCGCGCCUCGGCUGGACAAUCGUUGCGGUCCCAGCCGUCGCGCGCCCCGACUCCCUGCCCCGGCUGCCUUGUUCCUGACCGCAUGGCUCCCCAGAGGCUUUCAGAUGAGCAUGCCGCUCUUGUUGCGUCGAGUUCGCGCCCUGCUACUGCGACUGGGCUGCAUGUGGCUCAGGCUGAGGCUCCCAGGCCUGCGCGUCAUCGUAUGACGCUGGACUGA